Messenger RNA from Octopus bimaculoides (California two-spot octopus), 2641 nucleotides. RefSeq names its product rac GTPase-activating protein 1. Gene Ontology annotation, molecular function: GTPase activator activity. The record is from RefSeq and is a predicted model, not a curated record. Gene Ontology annotation, biological process: Rho protein signal transduction; mitotic spindle midzone assembly; mitotic cytokinesis. Gene Ontology annotation, cellular component: spindle midzone; cleavage furrow; nucleus. Lineage: Eukaryota; Metazoa; Mollusca; Cephalopoda; Octopoda; Octopodidae.
UUGACUACUACUAGCUGGUAGAAUUGUCAGUGCACUGGACAAAAUGCUUAGUGGAAUUUUGUCUGUCUUUUUGUUCUGAGUUCAAAUUCUGCUGGGGUCAACUUUGCCUUACGUACUUUCAAGGUCAAUAAAAUGAAGACUGCUUCCCUUGUAGCCAAUUAUGAUGCUUUAAUAGCCAGCCAAUUUGUACUUACUAAUGGAAAUGAAGCUGAAUUCCAAAAUUUUGUUAGUAACGUCCAAAAAGCUUUUGUAAAAUGGUUUGCUGCAGAAAAAGAAAUAGUAAAAUUACGAGAGGAACUACGUAAAUCAAAUCAACUGAGAGCAACUCUGGAAACUGAGUUGAAGCAUGCACGAAACCAAAUCAAAUUUGAAUUUCAAAAACGAUCACAAGUAGAGAAUGACCGAGUCACAUUGGAGAAUCUCAUAGAAAUGAUACGCAACCUUUUAAAUGAUAAAAAUAAAUCGAUACUAGAUGAAAAAGACAUGCAGAAAUUAGCUUUCUUGAAUUCUUAUCAACGGUCAGAUGGUAGUAAAAGAAGAAGCAAUGCUUACCGCCUGCGAGAUUCUUCCGCUUCAUGUUUGUCAGACAUCAGCUAUGAUGUCACUGAUGAUGAUCUUGAUGCUUCGUCAGCUGAUAUAUGUGAAAACAGUACUCCACCAAAAAGAAAAAGAAUUUCAACAGACAGGGAUACAUCCAUCAUCACUAAGACCAGGAUUCAUGUGGACAGCGACUCUGGGCAACCCCAAACUAGAACCACCACUGAAAUAAAUUUGCCCAAACCCCUAUUAAAUAAAAGCUUUAGUGAGCCAACACUUGAUGUCAAAUUUAAACGAACAGAUUCUGCUGGUGAUGAGUGUGAAGAGGUAUGGACCUUGCGACCUAGAAGAUCUUCUGAAUCAAGACGAGCUCGUCAUCGGACACAAUCUGAGUCUAAAUCUCCUAUGCUGAGGAAAGCAAACUCUGCAAGUUCUAGUCUCAACUCAGUUCACGUGUUUCAUAUUAUACGAACUGUAAAGCCAGAAUACUGUCAAAUUUGUAACCAGAAAUUUAAAUUUGGCUCUAAAAUAAUGCGCUGUAAAGAAUGUAAAUUUCAUCGACAUCAAGAAUGUGAAGAACAGACUCCUGUGCCUUGUAUACCAGUAUCAGUUAGAACUCCAGGGCUUACCAAAAACGAAAUGGGUGUUCUUGCUGACUAUGCUGGUCUAGAUUCUCCUAGAAUUCCUGGGAUUAUUCAACGUCUUACUGCUGAAGUUGAACGCCGUGGUCUUAAUGAAGUUGGAAUUUACAGAGUUCCUGGUUCUGAACGAGAAGUCAGGGAACUAAAGGAUAAAUUUCUUAGAGGCAAAGGGACACCAAACUUGUCUCUCAUUGAUGACAUCAAUGUUAUUUGUGGCUGUUUGAAAGAUUUCCUACGAUCUCUGAAAGAUACAUUGGUCACUUAUGAAUUGUGGCCUCGUUUCAUAAAAUCCGUCAAUGAAUAUGAUAAUAAAGCCAACAUUCAAGCUGCUCUUUGUGAAGUAAUUAGUCGCAUGCCACAAGCUAAUCGUGACACAUUAGCAUUCUUGAUAAAACAUCUACAAUAUGUUUCUCAGACUCCUGAUUGCCGAAUGCCCAAACAGAAUUUAGCUAAAGUGUUUGGGCCUACCAUUGUUGGGUUUUCGUCUCUUAAUCCAAAUCCUGCUGAAAUUUUUAAAGAAACUAAAUUACAGUCAGAAGUUAUGGAACAUUUACUUGAUAUAUCAACAGAGUACUGGAAUACAUUUUUGAGGUCCAGCAACGCAAACAUAGAAAACCAGACACCUCAUACUCCUGAAGAAAAACAUGUGUUACACAGCAUGCUGGGGCCAGUUGGACUAACACCAACAGGAUCUUCAAACAAAAAAUUCACUACUGCUUCAUCAUGUACACCUAGAUUUGGACAGAAAAAUGGACGAUUGCCAAAUAAAAGAACUAAACACUUCUUUGAUUCACCGAAUCUAGAGUGACUUGCCUCUUCUCUCCACAUCUUCACACUUUCUUUAUGAAUAUAAACACAUAUACAUUUUUAUAAAGCAUAUUUUAUAAAAUUGCUUCACACUUUUUCUGCAUUCAUAGUCUUUAUGGUAAAAACAGAAGUUUCUCUAAUGCUCUACAACUCACCAACAGUAAAGGUUCCAUUUAUAAUGCUUUUGAUAUGUUUUUAUAUUCAACUUUGAUUUUGUAGUAAUUUUCUAUAACAUGGCUGUUGUGUUAUGGUCAUCAUCUGGAAUUCUGUAACAAACAAACAAGCAACUAUAGUAAUAAGCUAUUAGAAUCACUGCUAGACGGUUUUUAACACAUGCUGAACUUCAUAACAUAGAAGAACAAGAGCCACUCAUCUUUGGACAUUUUUUUUUUAUACAUUCUAAAUUUUAUAAUUACUUUUAAGAAAGGGUUAGGGUUCCUGAGGAUCUUAAUAUUAAGAAAAUAUCAGUUAAUAGUUUUCAAUUUCAGGAAUAUUUUUAUCAGGCAUUUUAAAAUUGUUAAAAGGUAAACAUAACUAUGCCAAAUCAAGUUAACAUUUUGCACAACUUUAAUAAAACAUGUUUUGAAAUUUGCUAAUAAUAUAAUUUUAAAAUGCUCUCUUAUGUUGAUUAGAAAGUAAAAUUAAUUUUAUUUACA